AUGGAAAGAGGAAAUUAUAGUAAAGAAGAUUUAAUAAAAGCUAUUAAUGACUUUAAAAAUGGUUUUACAUCAGCUGCAGUAGCCGCAAAAUAUGAAAUUCUAAGUAGUACAGUACGAAAGCACAACUCUAAUCCUGAACUUAGAAUUGGUGGCGGACAUCCAACAUUGUUAUCAAAUGAACAAGAACAAUACUUGGUACAACUAUUUAAAAAUCUGGAAUUUAUCGAUGUUCGAUUGACAAAAAAAGUAGUUUUGGAUUUAGCAUCUGAUUAUGUUGGACUUGUAUGA
Messenger RNA from Rotaria sordida, 288 nucleotides. The record is from the annotation of a GenBank genome assembly. Lineage: Eukaryota; Metazoa; Rotifera; Eurotatoria; Philodinida; Philodinidae.